GACCACGCUCCUACAUCAAUACCCAUAGCCACGACCAACAAAAGCCAACCUCACCAAUCCGAAAAACACAAUCUGCCAGAAUGCUCGCUAUCCCAACCUCCUCCACCACCAAAUCCAAAACCCUCCAACCCAACAUCCUCCCCUGCCAAAUCCACCACUCCGGCCCCAUCUCCAUCGCGGAAAGAUACUGGAACCCACAACCGAACAACAACACAACAGCGACCUCCCCUCCCACUCAACAAUCACAACCACCAGCCUCCAAUGAAGUAACACAACACUUCCGCGGCCGCAAACUCCUCGGCAAAACCAUCAACCUCCCAUCAUCCUACACCGGAAUCGUAGCGCAAAAGACGAAUCGCCAGAUUCAAAUACCCCACCAAACCUCCUCAACCCACAUUUUCACCCACGACGCAGAAAACGACGAGGAAGAUGAGGAGCAAAGCCUACCCACAGAAACAUUCAUCCUCGAACAACAAGCAGAAUUCAACACAAUCACAACAUGGGAUCACGAAAAAGUACCGUCUUCCGAAGAGGACGUGUAUAUAAAAGGGAUUGAAGAAUGGAUAGGGUUUGCAGAGAGUAUACAUGCAUACGAUACCCCGAAGACAGCAGCAGAGUCGUGAAAAGCGGAAGAUCAUGAGUGACAGAGCCAUUAAUUCUCGCGUUGUCUAACCACGAGCCGCGCAGCUGCCACGAUGGUAGGAGACGCGUCAGUGAAGGACA
This is a messenger RNA of Cercospora beticola, 723 nucleotides long. Its product is annotated as ribonuclease H2 subunit C. The record is from RefSeq and is a predicted model, not a curated record. NCBI's taxonomy places the organism in Eukaryota, Fungi, Ascomycota, Dothideomycetes, Mycosphaerellales, Mycosphaerellaceae. Gene Ontology annotation, biological process: RNA catabolic process. Gene Ontology annotation, cellular component: ribonuclease H2 complex.